AUGAUUGCUAUGUGCACUCCUGGAAUAUCUGAGAUACGCUCUGAGUUCAUUCUCAAAAUAAUUGCAUUCAUUGAUAAUGACGAUCGUUUCAUUUUGCUUGGUUUGGUUACUAUUGCAACGUCAUUGCUGACGUUAUUUGCUCUAUUUUUGGCUGUCGAAAUGAUACAACGAACGACAAAUCUGUCGCAAUUAGAAAUGGAAUUACGUGCUGAAUCAUUUAAGAGAAAAUCUUCUGCUCUAUGGAUUGAAAUAAGGCAUGCUAAACAAAUCACUGGCCAUAAUACACGUUUCGCACGACAAGCUAAUUUGCUUGUUGAAACUGUCGAACGAUGUAGUAAAUGCAUGCGUUUGUUAUGUCCGAUGGGUGAGCCUGGACUUAUUGGACCGCCAGGAGUUGAUGGGGUUCCGGGUACACAUGGAAAAAUGGGACAACCUGGUACUGAUGGCGAAGAUAUCAUGGCUGAAUCGCUACCAAUCAAUCUCCCAUGUUCUAUUUGCCCAGCCGGACCACCUGGUUUGCGUGGUUCACAAGGAGAACGUGGUCGAGUAGGUCUUCCAGGUUCUUCUGGUUCUUCAGGUAGACCUGGUAAGCCAGGUGAAAAUGGGAUAAUUGGAAACAUUGGACCUGAAGGACCAAGUGGAGAAAAAGGACCAGUUGGACCUCCAGGGGCAACCGGUGAUGACGCUUUCGGUCGGUUUUCUUUUAAUGCUGGCGUUGGUAUAAAAGGACCAAAAGGUUUAUCUGGACCGAUAGGUUCUAAAGGACCACAAGGCAUGCCAGGUCGACGAUCCAAUGUUCCCGGCAAGCAAGGAGAGCAAGGAACGAUUGGUUUACCUGGACUACAGGGAAAUACUGGUGCACAUGGUGAGAAAGGACCGUGGGGUCCACCAGGAGAAGCUGGAAUGCCGGCAAUGUAUUGCCCAUCAGAUUGCGGAGUCUCAAAAAUCCUUGCACCAUUUUCAAUUGGUUUUCCGGUUGAUUUCAGUGAUUCUUUCAAUAUUUCUAAUCCAUAUCAUAAUUCGGAUUCUAUCUAA
Messenger RNA from Cercopithifilaria johnstoni, 1035 nucleotides. The record is from the annotation of a GenBank genome assembly. Lineage: Eukaryota; Metazoa; Nematoda; Chromadorea; Rhabditida; Onchocercidae.